AUGGACAAACAACACAACACAGCAGGCGAUUUGAAGCGCGCUCCCCCCGUGAAAGUCCUCUCCGGUCGGCUGAGAACAGCGACGGAGAUACAGGGAAGCUCCGGCGAGACGCGGACCGGCUGGCUCGUCAGGCUGGGCAGAGAUCGCUACCUGCCGGUCUCGCUCGUGUGGAUGCAGGGCACCGUGAUGGAAGUGCAGCUGGAGCUCAACACCGUUCUGCUCCAGGAUGAGACGGGCACGUUCACAGUCCAGGGCAUCAACAGCAUCCCUAAAGGGAAACCGUGUCUGUCCUCGGGUAAAUACGUGAUGGUAAUGGGUGUCGUCCAUGCCGUUUCUCCGGAGCCGGUGAUCAGUGCCGUGAAGUUGGCCGACCUCUCCGAACACGCCGCGCUGCACAGACAGAUGUGGAAGCUGGAGGUGGAAGACCUGCAGCAUGUGCUGGUCGCCAGGGGAUGUCUUGCCUCAGCUGGCCCGUGA
This is a messenger RNA of Nerophis lumbriciformis (worm pipefish), 477 nucleotides long. NCBI's taxonomy places the organism in Eukaryota, Metazoa, Chordata, Actinopteri, Syngnathiformes, Syngnathidae. The record is from RefSeq and is a predicted model, not a curated record.